Molecule: messenger RNA, 1787 nt
Organism: Guyanagaster necrorhizus
Lineage: Eukaryota; Fungi; Basidiomycota; Agaricomycetes; Agaricales; Physalacriaceae
Exons: 9
Coding region: 142-1614 (490 amino acids)
Source: RefSeq, a predicted model, not a curated record
CUUGUAUGCAGCUUUUCCCAUCAGCCAUCUCGCCGACCGCUAUGGACUAAACCAUGGCUGUGGCCAGGCCCCACAUGUUGCUAAUCAUCGACAUGUUGUUCCGGAGGAACCGCAGCCUGAAGUUCUUUUCCAUCUUUCACGAUGAACGUCGUCGCUAACGAACCCGCGUGGACCUCUCUGCAGAGGGACUCUAGUAUUGUGUAUACUAGACCUCUUCUGGGUUCCGAGUUGAUGAAUGACCAGUUUGGUCGUUUCUACGAUGGCCUUGCCGAAUGUUGUAUGGGAUUCACAUUCGAGACCCUACUCUCUCUGCAAGAAUUACACACGCGUCUGCGAUACGCGUGGGCCAAAUUGAGGUUCCUUUGUCCUAAUAUCGCAGCGUCUCUAGAAGCGGGCAUUCACGAUCCUGAACUAAGGUCCUGGGUCUACUGUCCGGCCAAAGAUGCACAAGCUGUCAUGGAAUGGGUGGAACGCUCAAUCGAAGUACUCGAUGAACCAAUGGACGUUGAUGAUUUCGUUGCCAUGAUCAACCAGCGCAAGCUAGAGACUCCAGGCAAAGAAGACAUCAUAAAGUGCAUAAUGUUCUGUCUACAAGAUCGACCUAGCUCCUUUGGGUUGUUUAUGCAUGGCAGCCAUACCAUUAUGGACGCCCGCCCCACUUUCAACGCGUUCAAGAUACUUUUUGAGGCCAUGGUAUCUGAUAGCUCUAGUGACAUCAUGUCGGCUGCCUGGGGCACAGAGUGGGCCAAUCUUCCGCCAGGACCCGUCACGUCAACUGGUGGACCGCGUCUGGAUGCUGACGCUGCUGGACUCGAGCUUCUAGGCAAGAUUAAACAGGCCCAUGAACAUAGACCGGUCUCCCACAGUCUUGUUGCCCAGCGUACGGAGACGACACGAAAGGGACUCUCGAUUCGUGUUCGCAAUACCAUAAAUCCUGAAUUGGCUCGCGAUUUGCUCAGGGAAGUCAAGGCACUGGGAUGCACCGUUACCCAUCUUUUCGGAGCCGCUCAAAUACUGGCGAUCUUUGCCUUGAAUCCCGUCACGGACGAAGAAGCACCGCGAGCAAAUAUAUCCUUCCCUAUUAGCAUCAUCUCUUUGCAAUCAUGGCUAACUCCCGAGAUGCAAUCGAAAGAUAGAUUCAUUUCUCAGAUGACUCUUGUUCCACUUCGCAUCGAUUAUUCGUCAUUUUCCUCCCUCUCGCCCGGCAGAGAACAACUUCGUGUUAUAAUGCAAUCCCUCAAAGAGCAGUGGGACUUUUUCUUGACCAAUCCACACCUUCCGCAUCUUUCGGCCGCUCUGAUGACUUUGAAUCCUCCGCGAAAGCCAGGUAUUACCCACAACCCAUUGGCAACGACUAAUACAAAUCUUGGGGUUGUGGAUGCCGUCACACCAACUAUUUUAUAUCCUAACGGUGAUUCGACGCAAGCGGCGUUAAUCAAGAUACAUGACAUGGCUUUUGGGCAUCGGCUGACAAUGCCUAAUCCGCUUACUCAUGCGUGGACUAUGAAGUCGGAGAUAGUAAUCCAAGUGGAGGCCAAUGAUAUUUGGGAUCGGGAAUACUUACAGAAGUAUGUCGACGAGAUUCGCCGACAGGCCCUUACUUUAGUGUCCUAGUCGUCGGACAUAUUAUCUAAAAGAAAUCGAGCGACGAGUCAUGAAUAAUCGUGUGGAACGUAUGAAAAAUAUAGGUCUUGACAUGAUUGAUAGACCGAUAAUCAGUGUUCGCAGUCAUUCGCCCCAACUCUGCUUAUGAAAAUUGGUGUGGUUCAACUGUUCCCAAGGUCAAC